AUGAAAAAAGUAACACCGACGAAGAACGAUAGUAAACGCAGAAUCGGAGCCAAUGGAGCUACUGAUGAAGCUGCUUCGAAGCAAACUAGAAGAAGAAGAAGAUCAAGAGCUUCGAAAGCAGUAGGGAAACGAGGAGAGAAGCUGGACCAAGAGAGAACCGAUGUGUCGUAUAGGAAGAAAAAGAAAGAUCCAACGAAGAAGGGAUCCAAAGCUGGAUCACAUGCGGCUACUCCGAUCGGAAAGUCUCCUCAGCUCGUUCAGCCACCAACUCCGCCUACAAAAGCUGAUAAGAAUGAGAAGGUCGAUACAACCAAUACUGUCACCACCGACGAAGCGCUCACUGGUGGAACUACAUCUCUGAGUACCGUAUCUACUGUAUCCACUACUUUAUCCUCGGAUCUUCCACCUCAGACUCCACCCAAGGUCACUGGAUCUACACGAAAAACGAAGGUGAUUGUGGCAGCCAGUGACUUACCACCGUCUAUCAAACAUGCAGCUGAGAAAUGGGGAGGAGAGACAGCAGCGAAGGCGUGGUUGGAGAAAACCGAAUUUUCAAAAGUGAAGGCUGACUUUGAGAAAAUCAAUUCAAUGGUUGUGAAUGUGGAGAAGGAUUGCAAGAAAUGGAAGGCGAAUUCCAAAUGGAACCAAUCGGAAGACUAUCCAGCAUUGGAUUCGAAUCUAGUCAAUGUGGAAGAUGGAUAUGUCAAUAUGAGUCAGAUUGACUUCCCAUCUACUCGCAGUGUUCUUAUGGGACAGAUUCCAAAGAAAGAUUCGGAAGAAUCCUUCUGGAAAGUGGUGUUCGAAAAACGAAGCCUCCUGAUCCAUGUCAUUGUCGAAAGCAAUGAUUCUUUCGAUUUCUUCCCUCAGAAGGCUGAGGAGUACCGGAACUAUGGAUCAAUGUGGACCAAUAACCGACGGGUCGAGAAUCUUCACGAAGACAUCAGUCGUUUCUACAUUGAAGUUUUGCCAACAGGAUGUUCCAACUCCAUCGUCUCCACGGUUACUGAGACUGUCGAGUUGACCAACUACAUGGCUGGAGCAACGGCUGAAGAUACAGCACUCGUCCUUUCUCGUCAUGGAGCCGGUCGUGCUGGAUUCUUCCUCUCCUUGUGGAUUGCUAUGAACAAAUUGAAUGCAAAGAAUGAACCAUGUAUUGCGGAUAUUGUCAAAACAAUCCGUAGUCAACGUCCGAAAGCAGUGGAGACUCUAACUCAGUAUGCAUCAUUGUACAUCACUCUGUUCUAUUUUAUCAAGAGAAAGAUCGUGAAGGUGGAUCCUGAUAAGAAGGAUCCGGUUGUCAAAAAAUCGGUUGAGUUGAGCCAGAACUUUGCGAGUGCUCUUCUAGUGGAUCAGAGUGUGAUUGGGACCACUACAAUGUUGACUCUAGCUCCAUCAGCUACUCCAACAACGCCUCCGGCAAUCGAAAGAUCUUCAGCUGUUCAAGGAUCCGCAGUCAUGACAGUUUCUGGUCAAAAAUAA
Messenger RNA from Caenorhabditis briggsae, 1479 nucleotides. The record is from RefSeq and is a predicted model, not a curated record. The transcript is spliced from 4 exons. Gene Ontology annotation, molecular function: protein tyrosine phosphatase activity. Bases 1 to 1479 code for a protein of 492 amino acids. Gene Ontology annotation, biological process: protein dephosphorylation. Lineage: Eukaryota; Metazoa; Nematoda; Chromadorea; Rhabditida; Rhabditidae.